Molecule: messenger RNA, 888 nt
Organism: Aspergillus fumigatus Af293
Lineage: Eukaryota; Fungi; Ascomycota; Eurotiomycetes; Eurotiales; Aspergillaceae
Product: F-box protein
Molecular function (GO): protein binding
Source: RefSeq, a predicted model, not a curated record
AUGGCCUCCUCAACACACGCGGCAUUCGGGAUCCGCGAAAUCCUCGAGAUGAUUCUCCUCAACCUGGACAUGCGCACACUCCUGUGCAUUCAACGAACAUGCCGCUCCUGGCUGGGUAUGAUCCAAGACUCGUCGCCUAUACAAAAAGCUUUGUAUUUUAUACCUAUAGAAAAUACACCCGGUCAGGGUAAAGUCCAGAAUCCCGUACUGGUCGAAGCAUUCCCAGCCCUAUUCAAACUCAUCGACCCCGAUGACCCGGAAGACGACUAUGAGUACGAUCAACCCACUCUCACCACUUUUGACAUGAUGAGAAGCUCCUCAAAGCUCGUCGCGUAUCUACGACCAGAAGCAAGCUGGCGACGGAUGCUGGUCCAACAGCCCCCAGUACGCAAAUUUGAGGUCUACAUCUGUUCGACUAGCGGGUAUAGUUUCGCACAUACGUCCUUUGAGGUUCCUGUAGGUAGAUCCUGGAGAAGAGGCGUCUCCUGUGAGAUCAUAGGCUCAGGCACUAAUCUAUGGGCACAGGAUAACCCAAGAGGAUUUACAGAUGGCCUGCGCAUGGGGGAUUUUUUUGAGGUGCUGGUGUUCGAUGACGAUGUCCCCUUUGCGACAUGUCGCCUGAAGCACAUAAUAUGGUGGAAACAAAUCCCACAGCAAGGGCUAUCAGUAUGGAAUGAGAUGGAACAUCUGACGGGAAAGACAGUCGACUCUGAUAUCGUUGUCUUCCUCCGUUCUCAUAUAACUCAGCGUUAUGAUUCUGAUGAUGAUGAGAUACCAGAGGAUAUAAAGGCAAUGGAUCGUAUUAAAGCUGUGUACAGGGAGCUAGGGAUCCAGCCUAGGCGUCUGGGGAAAACCGAAGAAUGGAGUCAUUCCGACUGGUGGGAGUAG